AUGGCUGACAGACGCCCGAAAGAAAACGGAAUCAAGACUGAGAACAAUGAUCAUAUUAAUUUAAAGGUGGAGGAGCAGGAUGGUUCUGUGGUGCAGUUUAAGAUUAAGAGACAUACACCACUUAGUAAACUAAUGAAAGCCUAUUGUGAACGACAGGGUUUGUCAAUGAGGCAGAUCAGAUUCCAGUUUGAUGGGCAACCAAUCAAUGAAACAGAUACACCUGCACAGUUGGAAAUGAAGGAUGAAGAUAUGAUUGAUAUGUUUCAGCAGCAGACAGGAGGUGUCUACUAA
This is a messenger RNA of Onychomys torridus (southern grasshopper mouse), 291 nucleotides long. Its product is annotated as small ubiquitin-related modifier 2-like. Gene Ontology annotation, molecular function: protein tag activity; ubiquitin-like protein ligase binding. The coding region runs from base 1 to 291 and encodes 96 amino acids. Lineage: Eukaryota; Metazoa; Chordata; Mammalia; Rodentia; Cricetidae. The record is from RefSeq and is a predicted model, not a curated record. The transcript has 2 exons. Gene Ontology annotation, biological process: protein sumoylation. Gene Ontology annotation, cellular component: nucleus.